CGAUCCGAUCCAAUCCAAUCGAGCGGGCCCUGGAAUUGCGUUGUUAUGCAGCAGAAGCAACACCAUAGUGAUCUUUAGGGACAGGAAGAAAAAAAAGAAGGAAAAAAAAGGACGGACUAUUUCCUUAGUCUAUCGGUGCUGGAUUUUGGUCGAACAGAUCUGUUCGUUUGUCAAAAAUCCUCCCAAUCGAAAAAGUGAAGAAAUCAGAGUUCUUCGCCUCGCCGCCUGCUGGAUUGGAAGCUCUUGAUUUGAUUUCUUGGCUUGAUUUGUUAUCUUUCCAAAACUUUUAACAAACACAACMGCCCGAAUGUUUUUUGUGUGCGAGCGACAAGGCGAUCACUACAGCACGCCGCCGAAAAGCGAGAAGUCAUCGAGGAAUGGCAACCUCAACAACAAUGAUUCAGAGACAGGCAUUGGCAUGGUCGAUACCAAUGACGGCAACGAACACGAAACUGGCGAUAAAGUGGUAGGAAUGGCAAGAGCAAACAAAGAGGACGACAAGCAUCAUCAUCAUCAUCAUCAGCAGCAGCAGCAACCAUCACCGCCGUGCAGGACCCGUCGCCGGCAGAAAAGCGGCAGCCCUUCGAGGAAACCGUGGGCGAAGAAGAAAACCACUCCUACGGCUAUACCCCCUGCCACGGUAAAGAAAUCAAAGAGGCAGGCCGAGCGAAUGGCUCGAAAACUACGCACCGAGCGAGUGCAGCAGGAGAAUGACGGGCAUGGAAGCGACGGCGGCGACGACGAAAACAAAGCAAAGCAAAACGAGGGCUGCUAUCACCGGUCGCCAUCCAGAAAGAGGUCGAGACCCACUACCGCCCAACCAAACACCCAAGGAUCCGAAACCAUACACGACGCGAACGCGGAUGCGUCUACCCCCAACGCGACAGUAUCUCCGUCGCCACCGCCACCCUCCCCCGUUCCGAACCCGAAUUCGGUCGCCAACAAACAUCCCCGCAACGGCCACAACGAGAUUGGCAACGACAACCACGACGACGACACCGACGGAAGAAACCACAAGCACAACGRCCGGCAGCASGUUCCGAAGACYCCCCCUCCCGUUUCUCCUCGCAAACGAAAAACAAGCAACAAGAAAGCAAAGCGAAUUGCCAYCGAUUCGUCGUCGUCGGCCCCACCACCUGAUUCGUUCAAACCAUCAAAAUCGCCACACAAAAGGRGGGGCAUUUCCUCGGGCAGCAAGGUUKUUCCAGCGCCAGUCUCUUCCGCAAAGAGAGAAACGCCAGAAACGAGAAGAAAACUACCCGGCGGCGAAGCAACAUCCCACAAACCACUAGAAGGACGAGACCWCAAUGAUUGUACAAGCGACAAUCCAAACGGAAUCCGCAACGAAAGAAAGGUUGCCGUCGCGGGCAGCCGCAGSAACAACUCGUCCCACAGCGGCAAAAGGAAGCGACAGCACCAGGGCAGCAGCGGCAGCAAAAUCGUGUACAGGGCCACGGCCUGCCCCGAACGACCCGUUUGUGGAUACGCGCUCGAGCUCAUUUCGCUGGUCUGCAACAAUGCCUACUGCGUCGCCAGCAAAAAGCACCACGACCACGAAACCAAGAAGGCCAGGGCCGGCKACCACCGAAAMGAAACCGAAAGGGCCGAAGAACACCAAGACGCCCGUGCGCCUCCCCUCCCGCUGCAGCCCCACCGAGUCCUGGACACGCCCGCCGGGGGCUAUGCCCCCGCCACGGAACCCCACAAGGAACGCCUCAUGAGGCUGCAGCUUCGGCAGCGCUUUGCGUCGGCCUCGAACGCGGGCAUGUCCCCCAUCGAGUUUGCCCGGAAGCUCCUCCGGCUGUGGGGGGGCACCCUGGAGCCGGUCGCCCCGGAAAGGGUGGUGGUUUCKCCGAACCAAGCAACCACCACACCCAGCACGGAGACUCCUGCCCCCGGCGUGGCGGUGUCCGGGAAGGCACCCGGCAAGAGCAGCAAGAACGACGACGACGCCRCCCGGGGUAGCACCGGUGGUGGGAGCAGUUGCGCGRCGGCAACAAAGAACUCCGGCCAACCGAUCGCUGCCCACAAGAAGCGGCGUCGCCAGGAAAGUCCCAAUGGCCGUUCCCCGCCGCCUCCGGUUGUUCCCCAACCCAACAGCUCCGCAGACCCUUCGAAAGGGCCUCCCGCUUCUGCUGCUGGAAAUCCUUCUCCCGCUCUUGUCGACGCUUGYUGCGAGAAAAKGGAKUCGGAUCUCCAUCACSCAGAGGAUGCCAAAACGCCGCCUCCGGCACCCCUCGGUCAAAGGGAARGAGCUGGGRAAAACAGUGGGGGUGCCGACAGGACACCGCGGGCCCCCAUCGAAAGCACCAAGCAAGAACGUCGAACCGACAGGACACCGAAGGCCCCCGUUCCCGCGGGAUCGGCCGACCGGGGAGACGGCGAAGCGUCCRCCGAUCGUACCGAAACGAAGAAGGCGAAAGGCCGGAUCAACCCGSGCAGAAUCCUGGACGACCCAAACCUCCCAGUCGUGCUYGUCAUGCGGCUGACCAACCCCGUYGACGAUCUCUACCUCAGCGCCCUCCAUUGCUUYGUCCGUUCCAAGUUGCUCGAAGUAUUCGUUAUCGACAGACCAGAGAGCGGUGGCGGGCAAAACGCGGGCGAUGACGACAACKUCGAUAUAUUUCCCAACAGCAUUGUCGGCAUCCGCUGUUCUGCGUGCGGCCGGCUCCCGAGGGGGGACARGGGAGCGAACCGGCCCAUGGCGUCCUUUUUCCCCGGGAGCGUCGACGAGAUCUACCACAUGGUGUGUGCCUGGCAGAGGCGGCACUUUCCCGUCUGCGAACACGUGCCGGAGGACCACCGGUCGGAAUACAAGAGGCUCCGGGAAGUCCGUCCGGYCCGCCGCAGCAGAAAGGCCCACUGGGCCUAUGCGGCCUACCACCUGGGCCUGCGCGACAUCGACGACGACCGCGGCGGCCUGACCUUCCGGCCCCGUAAACCCGUCCCGCCCGGAGCUUGCCCCCUUUACGACCRGGAACGGAGGYAUUUUGAGCGGRAACCGCACAACGUUGUCCAACCCAGGGGGAGACGGCCGAUGCCUCCGAGAGACGAGAACCAAGGAGCGAAAUGAAUCGCGUCGACGGURGUGGAUUGCGGCAUUCCGUCUUGUUGGAAGAAUAGCAAUAGUAGUAAAAUAGUAAGCGCAACAGCUACGAGCCUAUUCUAGUAAUASUAAGGAAAUAGUAAGCGCAACAGCUACGAGCUUCUAAUAUUUGGAUAUGAACGUACGAUACGUACUACGCAUGCGAAAGUGUUCAACGUAUCUGCGGUAUGUCUAUGGUCUAUGAUGCAAAAUGGUAUGAGCAUAUGUAAUAUGUAUGUACAUACCUUUAUAUGAACUAUGAACAUACCUGUAGAAUGAAUUAUCACUCUUUUCAUAAUGGAAUGCAAUAAUAAGAUGACCAAACU
Molecule: messenger RNA, 3411 nt
Organism: Pseudo-nitzschia multistriata
Lineage: Eukaryota; Bacillariophyta; Bacillariophyceae; Bacillariales; Bacillariaceae
Source: the annotation of a GenBank genome assembly